AAUCCCAAUGCUCAACGACAAUGCUCUAUUCUCCCAUCAGCAUUUUCAUUCAAUUCGUUUAAUUAAGAGUAUUGUAACAACGUAUAAUUCUCUUUUAUACUAAACUAAUAUUAAAUUAUGUUGCCGUUGAGAAAACUAAUCUCGUUUAAACAACUGCGGUUUCAACGCUCACAAACACUACAAAGUAAUUAUUAUAGAUUUGCUAAACAACAAUGAACACGUACCUAAAUAUUAUUUACCUACUUAAUGGAUAUUAGAAUAUUACACAAUUUAGUACGUGUCCCACGCCAAUUUUUUAAUUUUUCGAGUGCGUAUGUUUAAUCUGUUUUAAGACAAUAAAUCGAAAUAAUAUGUUUUAAAUAAUAACCUACCUAUUGUUCUUUUCUUUGGAAGUUCUAUAAAAAAUAUAAUAGUUGUAAAACGUGGCAAUAGAUUUAUAGUAUUCUAAAAUUACAUAAAAUAUUGGAUUUUAUUGGGUACUUAUGAUUAUAAUUAGUGAUUGUUGGAAAGUAGAUAGGUACAUAAUGUUUACAAUUUAAAAAUAUUUCAAGACUUAUCUACCUUAAUUAAAUUUGUUGGUAUAAAUUGUCCAAUAGAAAAAAAAAAAAGACUCCAUUUAGUUAGUGGAGGGAAAAUAACAGUCUUCUUUUAACAAUUUCGCAAUAACUAAUUAUAGUCGUACAUACUUACCAAAUAAAUCCUUUAUGGCAUUUAUAAUAAGGAGAUUUUGUCACAUUGGAAAAUGAGCAUGGGUGUCCUUAAUAUUGUAUUUAGGAUAUAUAUUUUAUUAUACAUCUAAUGUAAACGUACUUUCAGUAUCUUUUUUGGGGAAAAAAAAGAAACCCAAGGACGAGGUAGAAUUGAGUGUACAAGAACGUUUUAGAUUAGUCACGAUGGAUGAUAUGCCUGUACCAAAAGGUGAUUGGAUAGAACAUAAUGCAAAAAGAAAUCAAAAAUACAAUGCAGUACUUGCGGUCGGUUUUAUUUCAUUGAUAGGAUCUAUUAUAAUUGUAAGUCUAAUGGAAAGCUCGGAAAUUUUGUUCCAUCAAAUAUUUCCAUUUUUUUUCUUUCUAAUUGGUAUUUAGCUCAAAUAGUACUUAAAUUAGUUAAACUGUUAAUAUUAGUUUUAGUUUUUUAAUAUAAAUAUUAGUUGACUGAUGUACACAUUUAUUUUCUUUAAACAAUAUUAUAUUAAAAAAACUAAAUUUUUUAUUAACAUCAUAUUGGAAUCAGUAUCUAUGUUAUUUUUCAGUUGAAGGACUCCAUGUUUUUCAACGCAUUUCCACCACCAUAUCCUUUCAAUCCAAUAGUUGAAGACGAUAAAUGUGAUUGUCAAUGUGAGUGUUAACAUUUUAAAAGUUUAUAACUUUUAAAUGGUAAAAGCAAUAUUUAAACUAUAACUAAAAAAAACAUUGUAUUUCUGGUCAAGUUAUUCAUUAAAGUUAAUCAACUUAUAAUAUAUAUUUUUGUUCAAAUUAAUAUCUAAAUGACUAACACUAUUAAUUGUAAU
This is a messenger RNA of Cinara cedri, 1510 nucleotides long. NCBI's taxonomy places the organism in Eukaryota, Metazoa, Arthropoda, Insecta, Hemiptera, Aphididae. The record is from the annotation of a GenBank genome assembly.